This is a messenger RNA of Phytophthora nicotianae INRA-310, 951 nucleotides long. RefSeq lists its product as hypothetical. Gene Ontology annotation, molecular function: protein dimerization activity. The transcript has 2 exons. NCBI's taxonomy places the organism in Eukaryota, Oomycota, Peronosporomycetes, Peronosporales, Peronosporaceae. The coding region runs from base 1 to 951 and encodes 316 amino acids. The record is from RefSeq and is a predicted model, not a curated record.
AUGGAAAAUGUGAUGGAGAACGUAACUGAAAAGGGCUGGGAAAUCGGUGCUGUUGUAAGUGAUGAUGCCGGUCAAUGUCGCCGGGCGCGCUGCAUUCUAGCACUCCGGUGCCCGCGUAUUGCGUUUAUUCAUUGCUUUGCGCAGGAUAUAAACAACUUGGUGAAAGCUGCUUUAAACUCGGCUUUUAAAAUACUGACGAAGAAAGCAUCGCUCGCGACUGCGACACUGAAUGGAUCGUCGUCGAAGUGGCUGGUUCGUGCUCAAGCCGUAGUUUUGGCUAUUUAUGGCAAGCAAUUGGGCUUUAUCAAUCUCUGUGAAACACGUUGGAAUAGUGUGCAAGGCUGCUUUGCACCCCUCUUGCGUGUUAGAAAUGCACUUCACCAAUUUUCGGUUAGGUACAUCGAUGACCCCGAGUUUCCAGAAGGUCUCAAGAUUUUUGGUGAUACAGAUUUCUGGGAGAACUUAAAAUCUGCCGAAGAAGUUAUCAGACCUCUCUCCAACGUUUCCUACAAGUUAGAGCGCGAUGAGAACACGCUUGCAGAUGUAGAGCCUCAACUGCGUCUUCUAGAGAGACUAUGUGGAUACGGCAUUUACUUUUAUCGCCGCUACAUCGCUAAAAACGAUGAGGAGGAUAUUGAGAGCUUGCUAGUUGACUUUCACGAGUGGUAUCGCGGUAGUUUCGUAGAUCAGGCACUAGUUCGCUUCAAUGGAGACGUCGGGCAAUUCUGGAGCUUUGCAGCAGACGUCAAACGCGAGUCAAAACUACCGAGGCUUGCGGCAGUGAUUCUUUCAAUCGCCGUAAACACUGCAACUUGUGAACGAUAUUUCAGCGAGCUGGCUGCGAUUCAUACUGCAAAGCGGAAUAGGAUGAACCCCGAAAAAGCGCGCAAGUUUUCUGUGGUGAAGCGCCAGUUGGCUUUCACGAAUAAGAAACUGAUUGAUGGGAAAUGA